Argiope bruennichi is the source of this 6311-nucleotide messenger RNA. Its product is annotated as cytoplasmic polyadenylation element-binding protein 2-like. The coding region runs from base 369 to 2483 and encodes 704 amino acids. The transcript has 11 exons. Lineage: Eukaryota; Metazoa; Arthropoda; Arachnida; Araneae; Araneidae. Gene Ontology annotation, biological process: negative regulation of cytoplasmic translation. Gene Ontology annotation, molecular function: mRNA regulatory element binding translation repressor activity; ribosome binding; translation factor activity, RNA binding. Gene Ontology annotation, cellular component: synapse; cytoplasm; neuron projection. The record is from RefSeq and is a predicted model, not a curated record.
UUUCCUUCGUUUCACCAUUUCUUGAAUUCUAAUUUCUUUUGUGCCAUUCAAUAAUUUUGGGCUGAAGUUAGGAAGAAAAUUACAAAAAAGGUAAUUCAUUCUGGAAGAUGUCCAGAAUUCGAUCAAAGUAAUGUUUACCGUCGAAAAUAGCCAAAAAUCAGCCUUGACCCCGUUCUGUCUUCGAUCCUCUACACCGCAUCUCAGUUUGUUGUGUAUAUACAAUCAAUAGCUUGAGUGAGAGUAUUUUGACGCCAGAUGUCGCGAGAAACGCAGCGGGGAAAAUCGGAAGAUACCCUGGAUUUAGGAGCAAUGCUGCAGUGCGUAUGAGUCUUUAAUGCCGUCGAUAUUCUCCCGUAAGGUACCGAUUGAUGGACUCUCGCUAUCUAAUGGGGGAUUAUAACUUCGGGAUCUCGUCCAGUGUUACUGCGCUAUCACCGGUAGACUACCAGGCAAGCUCGGGUGGGAAGACUUUCUUCGUCACGGACACUCAUAACAUGCAAGAUGAACUGCUCUUGGAUAAGGCCAACUCAAGCGCUGCCGGUAAACAAACAGAUCCGCAGCAGCAAUUAUCACCGAACCGGGAGAAUUUGGUCGGCAACGGUGAUGGAAGCAUGGAAGAAUUUUCCAACUCUAAAAACAAAGUUGAAGAUCUUGAACUGUCUGCUAAUAGUCAAAUUGAAAAACAAAUAUUGGAAGCUUCAUCAACUUCUGGAACAUCCAACACAAAUUUGCAGUUAGAGUUCACAGAUUCAUCCAUCACUACUUCUGCUCCUACUUUCUGGUCAGGUGUCACUCCAGAAGAUAGUUUCAGUGCUGGUGUGCCAUCCUUGAAGAAUACCUUGGCGUUUCAAAACUUUCCAAAUGCAUCUAACCCGGUUUUCAACUCUAGUCUAGGACCUCAAUUAAGUAUACCUCAGUCAUUACCCUCCCAACGAAGGGCUAUUACUGGUGCUCACAAUUUCAGCCAAACUAGGCAUCCACAGCCACCAUCGAAUAUUCUGAAAACUUUCUCGAACUGGAGUAGCCCACAGAGUGCAUCCUGGUCUGCUCCUCAAACCCCCAAUGGACUGCUCUCCUGGAAUGCAAUGAAUCUAACUAACCAAAAGAGGACAGUGCCAAACAUCAGCCCGGUUUGUCCCCAGAAAAAGAAUCCUGCUAUUGGGCAGCAUUCAAUGGUUAUAUCACCGUCCAAAUUUCGAAGAAGUACUUCAUUGCCCCUUGGUAAACAAUUCCCUCAUGCAUUUGGAGGCAAUCCUUCUUUUGAUAUGACAGCACUUGAUGAAAGUCGAGAAGGAAACAUGAUGUUUCCUUUCCAGGAUCAUCAAAUGGCAAGUAACGUGAAUACAAACAGCAUGGAUCCACUGAGAUUUCCAAUAGAGCAGCAGCUUUUAGACAUCAUGAGAACUUCUAAUGCUGAUAACCAAGAGCAUUUCAAAGGUUACAUGAACUACAAUACGAAUAACAUUCAAAGUAUGGCAAACAUUCAAGGUUCUUCUGUGGAUUUUGCUUCCCAGAAAUACAAUGGCACCAAGAAAUUUCCGAGAGCUCGAAAUUAUGGAAGACGAAGAGGUCGUUCGCCAUUUUUCACCGGAAUCGAAGACAAUCAUUUAUUAGAAGAUCAAUUAGAUCAGAUUGUGACUUCAUUCAACUCUCUUCACAUGUCCCCCAAUGCUUCCCGAGGAUCUGAAAGUGGUGAGAGGUAUUCACGCAAAGUGUUUGUCGGAGGUUUACCACCAGACAUUGAUGAAGAGGAAAUAACUGCUAGCUUCCGCCGUUUCGGACCUUUGGUUGUUGACUGGCCUCAUAAAGCCGAGAGUAAAUCCUAUUUUCCACCUAAAGGUUAUGCAUUUCUGUUGUUCCAAGAUGAAUCAUCUGUUCAAGCUUUGAUUGAUGCAUGUAUUCAGGAAGAUGAAAAAUUGUAUCUUUGUGUUUCGAGCCCAACGAUUAAAGAUAAACCGGUUCAGAUUCGUCCAUGGCGUUUAAGUGAUGCAGAUUUUGUAUUGGAUGCAUCUAUGCCGCUUGACCCUCGAAAAACAGUUUUUGUUGGUGGUGUGCCUCGCCCUCUAAAAGCUGUGGAAUUGGCUAUGAUUAUGGAUCGUCUUUAUGGUGGUGUAUGUUAUGCUGGUAUCGAUACAGACCCGGAACUGAAGUAUCCUAAAGGAGCAGGACGUGUUGCAUUUUCAAAUCAACAAAGCUAUAUUGCUGCGAUUAGUGCUCGAUUUGUUCAGUUGCAGCACAGCGAUAUUGAGAAACGAGUUGAAGUAAAACCAUAUGUCCUGGAUGACCAAAUGUGUGAUGAAUGUCAAGGAUCCCGUUGUGGAGGAAAGUUUGCUCCUUUUUUCUGCGCUAACGUAACAUGCUUGCAGUAUUAUUGUGAGCAUUGCUGGGCUACCAUUCAUUCUCGUCCUGGACGUGAAUUUCAUAAGCCACUUGUGAAAGAAGGAGCUGACCGACCUCGAGCUGUUCCUUUUCGUUGGUGUUAAAAAAAUGAUGUUUAUGGAAAAUCCUUCCUGAAACGUAUUAAUUGCAUAUUUUGACCACGCUUUUUCACUGUGCUUUGGCAAAAUUUGCUGCAUGAUGAAAACUUUUAUUCAAAAAGUCUUUAUGUUCCUAUAUUAUAAUUCAUAAUUACAAAAUGUAUAUAUUUCUUUUACAUAGAAGAACUAGUCAUUAAGAAUUUUUAUUUAUACAAACAUACACAUGUUUAUACAUACACGUAUGAAUAUAAGGAUAUUGUGUUGAAAAUAUCAUUUUGACACACCUGAAGUGUAUGAAAAAGUUGUCAUUUCUAUGCCCCUUAUAAUUUCUUUUAAAAAAAUGUGUUGAAAAUAUAUUGAAUACUGCAAAUUUUAUUUAUAUACUUAUCACAAAUGAACUUCUUGGAACUACUGCAUGUAUUUUAUAAUAUUUUGUUUGCUACUAUCCUUACCAAGCAAGUUUGUUUCGAAAUACUAUUUCAUUUUUAAUAACUUGUAUUGCAAUAUUAUCUUUCUACAUCAAAUUUGCGUAUCAAAAUAGAAGAAAUUUAAAUUUCUUAAAAUUAAUUCUCUGGCUGUGUAUUUAAAUAAAUUUCUAAAAUUAUUUAGAGGUUGUUUUUUUUUUAAAUCAAACCAUUGGUUAUCAAUUACUAUUUAACUCAUGAAAAUUUAUCCCUUUUUGACUCUCCUGCAUCAAAGUUUUCUUUAAGAUUUGAAAAGCAUUUCGGGUUCAAAUUCCUAUUAUUGUUAUAUAAUUUUAAAUCGCGCUUAAACUCCUUAAAUAGCUUACUGGUACUUAUAUAAUUCGUCAUUGAUGAGAAGUUUAUUGGUUGCUUUAUUUAGAAUUUAUGCAAAAUAACUUAUAGUUAUCUUCCUUGUUCUUUUCAACCUCUAUUAGAUUUGAACAAUAAAAGUCAACUUUUCCAUGCAUACUGUAUCCUUAUUUGAUUCAUACAUGUAUGUACUUACACGUUUAUGAAUAUGCGUGAAAAUUAAUAUAUGUCCAAAUGUUUCUCCAUAUAUUUACAUACAUAUAUUGGUAUAUAUGUACGUAUGUAUCAGGGACUGGAGGAAGUUCCACUAAUAUAGUGGGAGUUGUUAAAUGAAUAUGCGUUUAAAGAAAUGUACUUUGUAGGCUUCAAAAUAUUGAACAAAAAUUCCUUUACAGCGAGUGCAAUGUGUGUGAAAAAAAUUUUUAUCUGUGUGCGGACGUUUGCAGAUAAUUCUUAUUUACAGUGCAUAUAAUUUAUUGUUCUAUUUUACCUUGGUUGAUGUAAAUAUGUUAGAAAUUUUAUAUUUUAUUAAAAAUAUCUUUUUAUACUUAUGUUAUUUAUUUUUUGUUGGAGCAUUCUUUAGUAUUUAUAUUGUUGUGAAUUAAAGGUAAAUAAAGUUGUUUUAUUUUUAGCAAUUCAAAGAAAGUAAAAUUCUGCUCCAAUAAAUAAUAUAAACAAAAAAAUUUUAAAGACACUGUUAUUAUUUUUGAAUUUUAUAUUUUUACUUUUGCUUACAUAUUUAUUUAUUUAUUAAUAUAUUAUUUAUUGUUUAAGAAGGAGGUUGCAGAUUUUGCAGCAGACGUUAUUCAUGCUCAGAGUGCAUUUGAAAUAGUUUUAACUAAGCUAAUCAAAAAUUUGACAGCUUUCGUAUGAUGACUUUUGUUAAUAUAUACAAUUUGGUUUGAUGUAAAAUAAAUUCUGGGAAAUUGAAAUUUUUAAAUUAACUAAUUUUUAGUACUAAAAUUGAUUAUCAAGAAGCAAAAUGCUGAUAAAUAUAUUUUUUCAGGAUAAAUAGAAGUAAUUAUUGCACAUUUAAAGAAAAUAGUGUUACAGUUUUUUUGAUAAACUGGCAGUUUUUUAUGGCAAGUUUCUCUUUCUGCAUUUAACGAGAUUUGGGUUGGAAAAAAGAAUUUGGAUUCUAGUUUAAGAACACUGCUAUUGCUAUUUUGAAAACAAUCUUUUCUCUAUAUUUAGUGAAGGAUUAGUGUUAGUAAAACAUGCCUACAAUUUAUGAAGGUUCUAUUUAUAGCAUUUAACCUGCAUGCUUACCGCAUUCUUUAUGUAUCAACAAAUGUAGUAUUGUGGAUGCAUAAAGAAUUGCUUUAUUGAGUUUCAUUUCUAGACAUUUUUUACUGUAUUGUCUAGGAUAUUGUAUUCCAUAUUAACAAAUUCACAAUGUUUCUGAUGUGGUAGUGAACAAGGUAUUCCCUUUUUCCUAUUAACUAAUAGAUUACCUUUGUCAAAACCAUUCUGCAUACUAUUUGCCAUCAGAAAUAUGCAGUAAUGUGACAUUCUUUACCUGUAGGGUUAGGGUAAAAAAAGUCAGCAGUGAAUUUCAUGUCAAUAUAGAUGGAUUAUUGUGAAUUUGUAAGUUUUUCAUGUCAGUAUAUUAUUAUAUUUGAAAAAUAAGACUUUUUAUUUUAUCAUACUGUUUGAUAGGUGUACCUUUUGUAUAGAGACUUAACAUUAAUUUUAUUUAUGAAUAAUUUUUUUACAGUAUUUUGGGUGGAAGUGUUUAUAUAUUAAAAUACAUGGAUUGUUUUCUUAUUCAUCUUCGUACUGCAUAUUUGAAUUGUUUUUAUUAUUGUUAUUAUUAUUAUUAUUGAAGGUAAAUAGAUUACUGAUAUUCAACUUUACAUGUCCUCAUCGUCUAUCUUAAAUGGGUUAUCAAUCUUCCCAUCAUACUUAAUUAAAAUUUCUUUGUCUUAGCAGGAUUAUUUUUACUUAUAGAUCCUAUAAAUGUAUUGCAUCUGUGGACUUAGUAGUUCUAUAUUUUGGUGUGCUUGUUUAUUAUAAAAAUGCUACUUUUUAGCUUUAAUGAAAUUCAAUUUUAAGGCUACUUUUGGGUAAAAGUGGACUAUGUGCAACUGUAAAACGCAUUCUGUACCUUAAGACUUUUUCUUUGUAUGAAAACUAACUCUCUGCUCCAUUUGUCAAACACUUUAGAUCAUCAUAAGCAUGUUUUGGUAUUUUCUACGUCUUGCAUCAAUUGAUUAUGUAUCUGACAAUCUAGAAUGUUCAAAUUGAACGUUAUUUUGCUUCUUAUCUACGAAUCUUGCCAAUUUUAGUACAACAGUAUUUUUAAACACUGAAGUAGGAGAAGAUAGUAUGUUACCAUCAUUAUGCCGUUUGAAUUUAUAUAACAGAUUUUUUAUAACUACUUGUAAUGUAAAACAUCAUUUAAAAUUCUUUGUAAUUUUUAUUACUUAUUCCAUUGUUACAUUUUCACUACUUAUCGAUUUCCGCCUUUUAAAAUUUUAUCUUUCCUUGGAGUAUAAUAAAUGUGCAAAAUUUUCUAAGGUAUAUUUGAGCUCCCUAACUCUGCAGAAAGUUUCUCUUUGUAAGAGAAGAAAAUGGAUGCACACAGCCCCGUUGUCAAAAAUGCAAUAUUUACACAAAGUAUUCUAGAUUUACUUUAAGAAGUAAUCAAUGUCUUGGAUGGAAUUUCGUAGCUGCCUUCACCAUUAUGUGUUCCAUAUAUGAGCAUAUUUUAAAUCAUCUAGCCACAAAGAUAAGUUCAUUUUAUUCAGCAUUAAAGUAAUUUUCAUCCGAAGUUAUUAUCUUUAAAAUAUCUUAAUGUUUAUUUUCGUAUUGGAAAACAAAUUACAAAUAUUCUGUUCAAAAAUUUGUGGUGUGAUAUGCAUAUUAUCACACAUUUUCUGAAAAAGAAUGUUUUUUACAUUUUGUAUAAAAUUUGAAGCAAGCGUAUCUUCUAUGCCAGCUAUAUUAUACUUUCUCUCCUACUGAUUAAAAUGUUUUAAUUUUUGUAAUUUUGUUUGCCUUUAUAGAUUGAUUUGAAAGGAAAUUUUUUAUUUUGAUAUUACCUCCAAAAGAUUAUGUA